Molecule: messenger RNA, 590 nt
Organism: Linum tenue
Lineage: Eukaryota; Viridiplantae; Streptophyta; Magnoliopsida; Malpighiales; Linaceae
Source: the annotation of a GenBank genome assembly
UUUAUUUUUUUCUCUCCUUUUUCUUGCUCAUUUUCCAUCUGUCCCCGUCAAACUAGAAAGUGACCAUUCCUGAGUUCAGCCUCCUCCCGCUGUUCUCUGAAUGAGCCUUCACCGCCGCAGCUCCACUCCACCGGCGGAUCUCUUUUCAUCACCGCCGUCUACCCUAGCGGGCGGCUCCGCCCCAGUUUCUAUUUCACCAACCGGUUAUUCAAAUUAGGACGUGGGCGACAUGAAGGGUGGUAAACACCAGGAAACAAGCAGAGGACAAGAGAAAGAAGAUCAUGGAACUGUGGAAGGAGACGUUGCCAAGCUCUCGGAAGGAAAGCCCGGGGAUGUGAUUUGGACCAAGCUUUCUGGUCGUACAUGGUGGCCUGGACUGGUUCUUGAUGAAGAUGCGGUGGGUAGACGGAACAAACGUGGAAAGCGAUCAGAAAGAGAUGUUCUUGUUAGACUGUAUGGAAGUUCUAAACAGUAUGUAGCUUCCGUGUUCAUCACUUCUCUGCUGUCUGUAUCCAGUAUCAUUUCUGUCCAAAUUAUCAACAGCAGCACUCCGUGUUUACAAUUUUAGAUUCCAGCAUAAUGUUUACUUC